Sander lucioperca (pikeperch) is the source of this 764-nucleotide messenger RNA. RefSeq names its product musashi RNA-binding protein 2b (gene msi2b). Bases 301 to 606 code for a protein of 101 amino acids. Gene Ontology annotation, cellular component: cytoplasm. NCBI's taxonomy places the organism in Eukaryota, Metazoa, Chordata, Actinopteri, Perciformes, Percidae. The transcript has 5 exons. The record is from RefSeq and is a predicted model, not a curated record. Gene Ontology annotation, molecular function: RNA binding.
AACUGUGUUCAGCACCCUUGAUUAUUAUAUUUUGUGAGGCAAGUAGCCCAUUACUUAAUGCUAUGCCAUGUGAUUGAAAUUCUGACGGAAAACACAGUACUUGAAGCAGUUAUUGUAGGCGGGUUGUGGAAAACUGACGUCAGUGUAGUUGGUCGGUUACGGCGGAGGAGGGACCUCAGACCGAACCAUUCCCACGUGUGACGGAGCGCUGCAUUCCCGGCUCGCUGACACAGCUCCGUUCCAUCUGCCGAUCUACCGUCUGUGUGUAUCCGUUAGUCACUGCCUGUAGCUGGGUCAGAAAUGGAAGGAGACGGGAGCCAAACCACGUCUGGAAGCCCGAACGAUUCGCAACACGACCAGGGGAAAAUGUUUAUCGGUGGCCUCAGCUGGCAAACUUCACCAGACAGCCUUAGAGAUUAUUUUAGUAAAUUCGGGGAAAUCCGAGAAUGUAUGGUGAUGAGAGACCCAACGACUAAACGUUCCAGGGGCUUUGGCUUCAUCACUUUUGCAGAUGCUGCCAGCGUUGAUAAAGUUUUAGCACACCCGCACCAUGAGUUAGACUCUAAAAUGUGCGAGAUCGUCUGUUUCCUUGUGUACAGCUUUUGAGCGUUUUCCCUGUAUUCCUGUUUGCCUGAUUGUUUUUGGAUUCCCUGGAUUUUUGGACUUUGCCUGUCUCUUGGAUUUUUCCCUUUUGCCUGUCGUUUGUUGGACACUGUUGCUGAGUUUAUUUAAUUGUUAAAUAAACUAUUGUAUUUUACCUUUUU